Molecule: messenger RNA, 6138 nt
Organism: Drosophila ananassae
Lineage: Eukaryota; Metazoa; Arthropoda; Insecta; Diptera; Drosophilidae
Gene: kuz
Product: disintegrin and metalloproteinase domain-containing protein 10
Exons: 12
Coding region: 841-4551 (1236 amino acids)
Biological process (GO): Notch signaling pathway; membrane protein ectodomain proteolysis
Cellular component (GO): plasma membrane
Molecular function (GO): metalloendopeptidase activity
Source: RefSeq, a predicted model, not a curated record
UGAAGUGACCAAAACACUCAACAGUCACACUAAUUGUAUACAGUGGGCUCGAAUCAAAAAAAUCAGAAAUAAAAAAAUUUCUCACCUGAGCGGACGUGUGAUUUUCGGAGCGGAUUCGUCGCGCGCGGAUGUUCGAAAAAACGCUAUAAAACAUCGGUUCGGAGUGCGCGUUGCCGUCAAUUUGAACGGAUACUAAUAACAAGAAAAAUAUACUCAGAAAAAGGUAUUUCUUUUUGAAAUAUUAACUCGCUGAGAGGGAAAAUAAAGUACAUAUUUGCUACUGGAUCAGAGCGCGAGUGUGUGGUGCGGGAAUAAAUAAAGCCUGGCUCCGGAAAUGGGGCGAUUCUUGGUGCUAUUUUGUGGCUAAUUUCUAAACAGAAAUUCAUCGCGAGUCCAACUUCGCAGCAACAAAAAGAAACAUUUAAUAAAUAAAAUAAAAAAUAUUAAAAAAUAAAAUUAGUGUUUUAUUUUCGUUUUUAAUUUGUUUAAAAAAAAGUGUAAAAAAAAAGGAAACAAUUUAUAGAAAAUAAUUCGUGCGUGCUAGAAAGUGCUUCGAAAAUUAAUGGCCCAUGCCAGAAGCGUGCGAGCCAGUGUGUGUGUCCCCAUGUGCGAGUGAUAAGUUAGUAAGUGGCAUGGCCGGUGCACUGAGCUCCAAUUGAGAGUGCCCGGGGUAGCAGGGGUGCCUUGUCCCCAACAACAUCAACAACAACUGCCAAAAAGAUAUCCAACACAAGAAUAAAGUCAACAACAUCCCCCCAGCCAGUAGUAAUACCGACAAACAGAAAUUUGUGCUAAUUCUGUUUAUUAAAUCCCAUCCACGUUGGAUCCCCAUCGCAUAUAAUGUCAUCAAAAUGUGCUUUCAACAUUGCAUUCGUGGCGAUCAUUUCCAUCAUCAUCGUAAAUGGUUACGCAAAAGACAUUUCUGGAGUUAAAAGAGGCCAUGAGCGACUCAACGAAUACAUAUCCCACUACGAAACACUCAACUAUGAUCACGAGCACAUUCGAGCUAGUCACAACCGAGCGCGCCGAUCAGUGACCAAAGAUCAUUAUGUACAUUUAAAGUUUGCAGCACAUGGAAGAGACUUCCAUCUUAGAUUAAAACGUGAUUUAAAUACAUUUAGCGAUAAGUUAGACUUUUAUGAUAGCAAUGGCCCCAUUGAUGUCUCCACGGAUCAUAUCUAUGAGGGCGAAGUGAUAGGGGAUCGUAAUAGUUAUGUAUUUGGUUCCAUACACAAUGGGGUAUUCGAGGGUAAAAUUAUAACGGAACGUGAUGCCUAUUAUGUUGAACAUGCCAAACAUUAUUUUCCCACAAAUCGCACGGCGACAACACCAACAGUAACAAAAACAACACCAUCGACAUCCUCGACCAGAACAACAACAAUAACAACAAAUACAAGGACCUCAAGCAGCCCUCUAACAAAAACAAAAAAUAACAACAGAACUGCCGUUGAUAGUAAGACAGAAAACUUCAUAAAGAAAAUUGCUGAAUCCACAACAACGACGACGUCGACGACGACGCAGUAUCCAGAGCUUUUCGAGACUUCUUCGUCCUCGCCCACGUCCUCGUCGUCCUCUACAUACCCACCCACAACGGAAAAACCUGCGGAUGAGCAGGAUAACGCCGAGGACGAACUUGAUUUUCACUCCAUUAUCUACAAGGAGUCACAUGUCGAGGACGCCUAUGAAAAUGUGCGCGAAGGUCACGUGGCCGGUUGCGGCAUCACGGACGAGGUCUCACAAUGGAUGGAGAACAUACAAAAUUCAGCCGUCGAAGAGCUGCCGGAGCCCAUGUCAAAGGACUACCAAAAGCUCCACCGGAAGCAGCUGCACAAAAAGUCCGCCCCCCAGCAACAGCAGCAGAAUCAGCAACAGCAGCCCCAUCCUCCAAAGAAAUAUAUGAGCGGCGAGGACGACUUCAAAUAUCCCCAUCAGAAAUAUACGAAGGAGGCCAACUACGCCGAGGGUGCGUUCUACGAUCCGGCCACCGGACGUCGCCUGGGCUCAUCCGCCAAUGUGGCCGACUGGCAUGAGCUGGUCCACGAGCGGGUCCGUCGCGCCACCGACGGUGGUGCAUCCACUGGCGGGGGCAGGGGUCGCGAGGACAACAAGAAUACCUGUUCGCUCUACAUACAAACGGAUCCAUUGAUUUGGCGCCAUAUUCGCGAAGGCAUAUCCGAUCAACAGGAUCGCGGGCGCAGGUACGAGGUGGAUGUGAAAACCCGUGAGGAAAUCACAUCGCUGAUUGCACAUCACGUGACGGCCGUUAAUUACAUUUACCGCAACACAAAGUUUGAUGGACGCAACGAGCAUCGCAACAUCCGCUUUGAGGUGCAACGCAUCAAGAUUGAUGACGACUCGGCCUGCCGCACUUCCUACAACGGACCCCACAAUGCCUUCUGCAAUGAGCACAUGGACGUCUCGAACUUUUUGAAUCUCCACUCCCUCGAGGAUCACUCGGACUUCUGUCUGGCCUAUGUGUUCACCUACAGAGACUUCACGGGCGGCACUUUGGGCCUGGCGUGGGUGGCAAGUGCCUCGGGUGCUUCCGGCGGCAUUUGCGAGAAGUACAAGACCUACACCGAGACGGUCGGGGGGCAGUACCAGAGCACCAAGAGAUCCCUCAACACGGGCAUCAUUACCUUCGUGAACUACAACAGUCGAGUGCCACCAAAGGUGUCGCAACUGACCCUGGCCCACGAGAUUGGCCACAAUUUUGGAUCACCUCAUGAUUACCCGCAAGAGUGCCGUCCCGGUGGCCUAAAUGGCAACUUCAUCAUGUUCGCCAGUGCCACAUCCGGAGACCGACCGAACAACUCCAAGUUCUCGCCCUGCUCGAUCCGGAAUAUAUCCAAUGUGCUGGAUGUCCUGGUGGGCAACUCGAAGCGAGACUGCUUCAAGGCCUCGGAGGGCGCCUUCUGCGGCAACAAGAUUGUGGAGUCCGGCGAGGAGUGUGACUGUGGCUUUAACGAGGACGAGUGCAAGGACAAGUGCUGCUAUCCGCGUCUUAUCAGCGAGUACGAUCAGUCGCUGAACUCCAGUGCCAAGGGAUGCACCCGGCGGGCAAAGACCCAGUGCUCCCCGUCCCAGGGCCCCUGCUGUCUGGCCAAUUCCUGCACCUUUGUGCCGAUCAGCAACCACCAGAAGUGCAAGGAGGAGACCGAGUGCAGCUGGUCGAGCACCUGCAACGGCACCACCGCCGAGUGCCCCGAGCCACACCACCGAGACGACAAGACGAUGUGCAACAACGGCACUGCUCUGUGCAUCCGCGGCGAGUGCAGCGGCUCGCCCUGCCUGCUCUGGAACAUGACCAAGUGCUUCCUCACCUCUUCCACGUUGCCGCAUGUGGACAAGCGCAAGCUGUGCGACCUGGCCUGCCAGGACGGUAACGACACGUCCACCUGCCGCAGCACAAGCGAGUUUGCCGCCAAGUAUAACAUUCAAAAGGGAGGCAUUAGCUUGCAACCGGGUUCGCCGUGCGACAAUUUCCAGGGCUACUGCGAUGUGUUCCUCAAGUGCCGCGCCGUGGACGCCGAUGGCCCGCUGGUGCGACUCAAGAAUCUCCUCCUCAACCGGGAGACUCUGCUAACGGUGGCCGAGUGGAUCACCGGCAACUGGUAUCUGGUGGUGCUAAUGGGCGUGGCCUUCAUUGUGGUGAUGGGCGCCUUUAUAAAGUGCUGUGCCGUGCACACUCCCAGUUCUAAUCCGAAGAAGCGGCGGGCACGCCGUAUUAGUGAAACACUACGUGCUCCCAUGAAUACGUUGCGAAGAAUGCAACGUCAUCCGCAUCAGCGAGGCGCCGGGCCCCGCAGCAUCCCACCGCCAGCCCAUGAGGCGCAGCACUAUCCCCGCAGCGGAGAAGGACGAAGCGGGGGCGGUGGCGCUGGAGGGGCAGGUGGUGGAGGCGGCGGACGCCAUGGCGGUGCCCGAUCGCAUCAUCAGUCCCAUCCGCAUGAGUGGGACCGCCACCAGGGCGGUCACUCCAUCGUGCCACUGCCCACCGGCGGCAGCCAUGCGAGUCGCAGCUCGGCGGCGAACCAGGCGGCCUCGAGACGCAGCGAUGGACGCGGCACAAGAUCCACCAGCAGCGGGAGACCGCAAGGAGGAGCCAGUGGUGCUUCCCGAGGAAAUGGCGGGUAUGCAGCCGAGCAGGCGAUACCGGGUUCCAUUGGUGGUGGUGUGCAGGCGGCCAUUAGCAGCGGCGGUGUGGUGGCUCGGGCCCAGCUGCCGCUGCCUCUGCCGCCGCCGAAUGCACAACAGCAGGUGCAACAACAGCAACAGCAACAACAUCUGCAACUGCAACAGCCGCAUGUUGCAGUGUCGCAGCAACAGCAACCGCAAGCGUUCUACGCGCCGAAAGGCGUCGCGGUGCCUCAGCUACAAGUAAACUUUAGUCGGCCGACAUCGUUGCACGAACAACAGCAACAGCAACAUCACAUGCAACAGCAACUGGAGCCCCAGCAGCCCCAGCCGCCGUAUGCCGACGCCUAUGCUGCUCUGGGGCGGGGCCAGUACGAGUCCACCUCCCGGGCGCCCAAUAAUAGUAAAGUUUGACAGACAAAAGCGGCUUCGGAGCGCCACAAACGGCCAAAAGCAAAGCGACUCAAGCAACAGCAGCAGCAACCAGAACCAGAGAUGCCACAACAGCAACAACGUCGCCAGCAACAAACAACACAGCCACAACAGCAACAGCAACAAAAGCAAAACAAACAAAAAUCAAAUGAACUCAAAUUAAAUGUAAAUGUAAUUUUUAUGCUUAUUAUUUUUAUUUAAACAACAAUUUGUACGCCACAAGGGAAAAGUAGUAGACGAAAAAAGCGCGCAAAAGCGUGAGACAAAUUUCAUGAAAAAAUAUGAAGCUAAAAGUGAAUGAUAUUUUUGAUUAAAUAAAUUGAAAUGAAAAAUAACGAAUAACGAAUGCAAAUUAUGAUUAAUACGAAUAAUUAAAAACGGCAACAUGCAUAAUAUAUACAUAAAACUAAUGGUAAAUAUAUACAUUUGUGUGUAUAUAUUUAUUAAACGUAUGCAAAUAUUUAUUAGCAACAAGCCACAACAAAAAAUAUUAUAAAAGUGAAAAAAAAACACAAAAAACAGAAACUAAUGUUAAUUGUAUGAAAAAAAACAAACACAAGCAUUAUACAUGUCGGUCAGAUUUCUAAAGGAAAAGCGUAAAUAUAAAAUUAAUUAAAAAUUUUCGAAUCCAGAGAGAAAUGUGUUUUGUACAAAAAAAAGUUGAGUAAAAAACGUGGAUGAAUUAAUUAAGCGGCAUUAACAAGAAGAACGGAAACAGCAAAGCAUUUAAAUUGUAUUUACCUGUACCGAAGGCUAAAUGUUCAAUGAGAGCCGUCAAAAUUGCAUUUGUAAACUAGCAAUCAACCAUAAAACCAAAAAACAAAAAAAAAACUUAAAUCUCUAAAAUAUUAAACAAGAAACGAGACUUAACAUUGAUGUUUUUUAUCGCAAAACUUAACGCUUUGAAUUCGUUACCGAAAGUAUUUUCUGAAUAAGAUUUUCGAAAGUUGCUUUGAUUGUUUUCCGAUCAUCUUUUCCUUGUGCAGAACGAAGCAAACGAAGUAACUAAUUUUUUAUACAUUUCACAUAUUUUUACUAUAUUAGGUACAAUUUUCUAUUGUCAAUUUUAAUUAGUAUUAGGUUUAAAGCUUUAUGUUUUAGCAAGCUGGUAGCGAGCCCGCCACUGAUUAUGUUUAAUGUUAUCUCACUGGAAUAUGUAUUGUAUAUGUAUGACUCCCGAAUUGAAGUGUAUUUUGUAAUGGAUAGUUCAAGGACCUGUCGACCAGCCGGCUUGGCCUGUAAUUUACUUUGUUGUAGUCGCAUAGGUUACUAGUUUAUGUUUUUUGUUUUUGUCUGUGUUUCGAAUUUGCAUGCUCAAAAUCGAAUACUGCAACUCACAGAGUCUCGACUGAUGUACUAUGUAUUCCAAAUCAAGUCAUCACUAGGAUGUCGCCAAUAAUCGUUUGUAAUCGUUGUGUUCAUUGAUAUUCUUGAAUCUAAAUUGGAUCGGGUACUUUUCUCAAAAGAUAAAAUGCAUUUUAAACGUGUUCUGUGGUAGCUUAAUUUUCUAUUCCUGCAAGACUCUACGUAAAGAUCAACUUCAAACUCCUGUAAAUAAACUCUAUAAAA